CUCGGUCGAAUCAGGGCCCCCAUGUUCUCUGCUCCGCUGCCUCAGAUCAGCACGCCCAUGUUCCUGCCCCCGGCUCAGGUGGCUUACCCUGGAACGGCGUCACACACCCCAGCUGCCUGUAAGCUGUGUCUAAUGUGCCAGAAGCUCGUGCAGCCCGGUGACCUUCACCCCAUGGCCUGCUCACACGUGCUGCACAAGGAGUGCAUCAAAUUCUGGGCACAAACCAACACAAAUGACACUUGCCCCUUUUGCCCAAGCCUCAAAUGACGGCUACUCGAACAAAGUGGUCCCGUGGGAGGAGUUGCUGUGAAUAGACAGGAUCGGUUCUAAGAUUUCUACAGUUCUAUAUUUAUAUGACCAUGUAUACACAUGUACAUUUUUAUUAUAUAGGUAAUGUGUGUAUAGAAAGUCUGUAUACAUACAAAUUCAUAAAUAAAGUGUGUAUAUUAUGCAG
Messenger RNA from Balearica regulorum gibbericeps (East African grey crowned-crane), 454 nucleotides. The record is from RefSeq and is a predicted model, not a curated record. Lineage: Eukaryota; Metazoa; Chordata; Aves; Gruiformes; Gruidae.